Messenger RNA from Megalops cyprinoides (Indo-Pacific tarpon), 1288 nucleotides. RefSeq names its product coiled-coil domain containing 25 (gene ccdc25). The coding region runs from base 110 to 733 and encodes 207 amino acids. Lineage: Eukaryota; Metazoa; Chordata; Actinopteri; Elopiformes; Megalopidae. The transcript is spliced from 9 exons. The record is from RefSeq and is a predicted model, not a curated record.
UCUCCAGACUGAUGCACGCUAGUUCGUAGCCUGCCAGUACAGAAGAGCUUAUUUCUUUACCUUCUUGUCAUUUUUUAAUUGUUGUCAGUAGUUACGUCAUUAUUUCAAGAUGGUAUUUUAUUUCACAAGUGCUGUUGUGAACCCGCCUUACACCAUUUACAUGGGAAAGGACAAAUAUGAAAACGAGGAUCUCAUCAAAUACGGCUGGCCAGAAGAUAUCUGGUUUCAUGUGGAUAAACUGUCUUCAGCCCAUGUAUACUUAAGAAUGCCCAAGGGACGAACAAUAGAAGAUAUACCCAAAGAAGUCCUGAUAGACUGUGCACAGCUCGUCAAAAACAACAGCAUCCAAGGGUGCAAAAUGAACAACAUUAACGUUGUGUACACACCGUGGAGCAACCUGAAGAAGACUGGAGACAUGGAUGUCGGUCAGAUAGGCUUCCAUCGACAGAAAGAGGUGAAGAUUGUGGCGGUUGAGAAGAAAAUCAACGAGAUCAUUAACCGGCUGGAGAAGACGAAAGAGGAGCGGUUCCCUGACCUGGCGGCGGAGAAGGAGUCUCGAGACCGAGAGGAGAGGAACGAGAAGAAGGCACAGGUCCAGGAACAGAAGAAGAAGGAGAAGGAGGAGAUGAAGAGGAAAAAAGAGAUGGAGGAGCUCAGGAGUUACUCCUCUCUUAUGUCAAAAGAAAACAUGACAACCAAUGAGGAUGGGAAUGAUUCAGAUGACUUCAUGUAAAAUACAGAAAUUGCUGGAAAAAAACUAAAAAGGAUUGACGCUAAAGCAUCAUGGGGCUUUAUUUAGAGAAAUGCCAAGAAGUGACACGUCAUGACUCUUUGGCGGACGUUGGCUGUGUGUGGGAGACGUCGGUCCCUGGACUUUGAGUGCAGCUGAAACACCCGUUGCUUCUGAAACUGCGUAAGGACUUUGUGUGGAGGCCGAGUGACCCUGCAGCCCAUGCUGAGGAUACCGAGCUGUGGGGGGGGGGGGGUCUCGACCCUCCGACGAAAGGGAAUGGACUGCUUCCACCCACUUCUUGUUAGAAGUGAUUACCUGUUGUCAAUAAAUUCAAUCACAAAGAAAAAGGAUGCAGGAAAAACUCAAGAGGGAGUGUAAUGGGGGGUAUUAUAGCCUGUAGGUCUGUCAAAAUUAUAUUCCUAAAAAAAUCUCAAUAAAUCUUCAGACAAAAGCUUAAAAUGAAAAGGAGCUGGUUGGGUUGUAACUCCUGCAUGGAUUGUUCAGCCUUCUCUCUCUUUCUCUCUCUCACACACACACACGCGCACACACGCACGC